AUGGAAAAUGAUCAUUAUGUGGAUAUGUUGGCAGCAAUUCAAUUAAAUCUUUUCAAUCCAUUUGUUGAAAAAGUUCACCUCCUUCAAGAGAAUGAUGCAAACGAUCAAGAUUUAAAGAAAUUAAUUGGACAAGAAAAACUUGUCAUUCACAUGCUAGGUCAUCGUAUUACAGUUGGUGAUUUUAUGAGAUAUUGUAAUGAAAAAUUACCACAAAAAAUUGUAGGACUCAUUAAUACUGAUGUUUAUUUUGAUAAUACCCUGGUUGAGUUACAUAGAAUGCCACAUCAAACUGCAUAUGUUAUUUCAAGAAAGGAAACUCUAGUUGGUAAUAAGCCAGAUCCAAUUAAUAAUAGAGAUCAAUGUGGUGGUUAUCAAGGUUCACAUGAUGCUUUCAUUUUCAGGAAUAAGGAUAAAUUUGGAGAUUCAAUCAUUGACAAGUUGAAUAAUAUUAAUUUGGGAUAUAUGGGUACUGAAAAU
This is a messenger RNA of Naegleria gruberi, 477 nucleotides long. RefSeq lists its product as uncharacterized. The record is from RefSeq and is a predicted model, not a curated record. Lineage: Eukaryota; Heterolobosea; Eutetramitea; Acrasida; Naegleriidae. The annotation marks the transcript as partial. The transcript has a single exon.